AUGGGAAAGAAGAAAGGUCAAAAGGUGACAGACUCUCAGGUGAAACACAGUCAGCUAUGUGAGACUGUCGGACCUUAUACCCAAACCGUCAUCAAUAUUACAGCAUUGGCCGCCAGGAUGAAGGAGAGGGUGUAUGGUUGGUACCCGUCCGCCAAUGACGUCUAUGCAAGGGGACCGUAUAACAAGUACCAGCAAGAAUGUCUGUACAAGUUCCGAGACACAAUGUACGAGAGCAAGCCACUGGUUCCACCAUCCCCGACCCUCAUGGUCAGAGGGUAUUCCCCAGCGCCACCUUCCGGAAUGAGGCCCGCAUCAACAUCACAGUCACAAGCAAAUAAAUCGACCGCGGGACCAAGAGCUAAAAGCGCUCCAAUUCCGAAAUUCAAAUUAAUACCGCGAUUACAUAUACCCACUCCCAGCCAAUGCUGGUCCACAAACCUGCCGGAAACGGAUUACACGGUGGCGCCACCUACCCAGAAUCCCUUGGAAGGAAGUCGCCCUUCCACAGCCUCUACUCAAGUAUCCUGGCCCGUGCCCAAGACCACGAAACCGGAAGUACACCACACCACCAACGUUCCAGUUGACCACAGUGACCGUUCUCAGAUCAGCUGGCCGCGCCCAAAAUCCAACCCUGAACCAGCGGAAACUCCAGACAUGAUGAUGAAAAGAACAAGGAUCAAGAGUGCGUCAUUGCACAGGGAGAAGACCCCAAUCCCAACCCGACCGGUCAAGUCAGCUGGACCGGUUAGAUCACCCAUGCCCCCCAAGAGCACUACCCCUGCCCCAGAGACCCGACUCACAUCCCCACCCAAACCCAAGACCCCCGUGCUUCGCCCCAAAACCCCUGCACAGGACCCCGACUCGGCGGAUGAGGGCGUGGAGGCGGAAGAGUGGGAGGUGGCGAGGGAGAAGUACGGCUGGAUGGCUGAAGUUCAUGGCAACCCGUAUGGAUAUAAGAAAAUUGCCAAGCGGCUGCCCUACACCGUGAAGUGUGUGGAGCCGGAACUAGCGCCAGAGCCUCCCGUCACCUACAUGGAGAACAUGGAGACGUUCUUCUUCAACACCAUCCCGCGACGACCCAUGACCUUCGCAGUCCACAAAGAGUGGAUCUCCGAGGUCCUUCACGCCAAGAGGCUGGAACUCCAGAAGCGCGAGGGCGUCAAGUACCGAUGGAAGAACUUCGGAUUCGUGUAUUAAGAAGUUUCCUGGCAUCAAAUACCGUCCUUUUUACAUCAUAUUUCGUCAACUGAACAGGUAUCUCGGUUUGAUUGAUGCGUAGGCACGCCUCCUCUUUGAGAAUUAGGAGGUUUGGCAACAACUGAUGUUAGUUUUUAAAUUAUAUAUCAAAGGUUGAGCCGGGAGUGGACUUCAAACACAUUGAUUUGAGAGAUGGGAGGGCAAAUCUCCUGGGAAAUUUACUAGGAACUUAUGCAUUGGAUGAAGCUCCAUCUACCUUGAAUCCCCUAGGAGCACUCGACCUUUCCACACCACACAGACUUGCGUAGUUUGGGGCGUUAUAAAGAACUCAAAUAUCUUUGAUAUCUCAGAAGGUUAUUUUCAAAAUGACCAGGUUAACAGACGUUCACCGUAUUUUGUCUGUAGGCUGAAAACGGGUCAGCAACCACAGUAGGACAAGGGACAAUAUCGGCAUUCAUAGACAAAACAGUCAAACCGGAUAUUUUAUCGGAAAGAACCAAACAUUGCUGACCGCCCUUAACAACAAAUAUUCAAAACUGUAAACUAUGUUUUAGUUGACGCGUACGAUGAAUUUUUUAUACACAUUACAUAACAUUAGUCUCUGUUCCUGAAGAUGAAAUGGUGUCUAGGAUACACAUCGGUCAAGAUUCUUGGUGUUUCCGUUUGAUAUUACUGAUAUUAACAUUUCACAGAGCAACCCACAACCUACAUAUUAGGUGAUAUAAUAAGUCAAAGGGCUGGAAUAUGUCAGUAUUUAUAAACUAACCACAGACACUGAAGACAUCUAGUGCUAACUCGGGUUAAAGUUUAGAAAAAUAUAUAAUGGUACCGCUUUGGCCUGGCAUAAUAUAGGUCACAGGUCACACCAUUAUUUGAUAUCUACCCUUUUCGCGACACCCGGUGUCAUCGCUGAUUUUCAGUGAUCCAUUCAUAAAAUUUUCACCUCUAUUUUGCCUUUUACUCCCAAUUGAAUCUGGUUUGCAGAUAAUUGAGACUGAUAUAUAUUUACAUGUUACACGUGAACCCUCUGACGUGCUCUGUGCCUCUUUAACUCCAAAACACAUGCAUAAGUACCUUCUCGAGAAGUCACUUCGACUUCAUAAAAUUUCUUCAGAAAACGUUUUUUCCUUGAAUCCGAAUCAAUGCACGGGCGUUGUGAGAAAUCCUGCUUAGCUUCGAUUCCAAAUCCCCAUCGUCAACUACACAUCUGUAAACGACCACAAGGUCAUCCAAGCAAGAUAAAUCUGUAUCUUUGACUGCUGAAUCACGUGUCUCCACCAAUAAAUAGCCAGAUGUUGGUGAAAAAGGGAUAGGAUAAUAUACGCUAUUGUCAAAUAGAUAAACAUCUGACGUCUUCAUUUCAGCCGCGUUUUUUGGUCAGUAUUCCACCAACAUCGAUAGUUUAUUUUGGACUUUCUAGCCAAGGUACAACAGGGUCUCCAAGUUACAACCGAUCCACAAAGUAUGUUGUGCGUCACGAAUUUCUGCUCUUCCUUUCGUAAUAUCAAGAGCAGUUUCUGUAUUCGGACGCGUCUGUUUCAAGGUAGGCUUACAGUCAACUGAUAUUACCUAAUGCUAGAUAAUAAUCAAGGUUAUACAAAUAACUGAAAUAUUACAUAUUAAUUGCUCUGAGCUUCAGAAUCCCAUUUCGCGCCGAUUGUUUAAAUUUUGGGGUGUAUCGAAAAAAUAGUUAGAAAAAAUGAAAUUCUCUGCCACGAAAAUGACAUUGUUGCAACGUGUUUUUAGAAAAUGUAUUUUGGCUCAUAGUUAUGAUUAAAAAAUAUGUGGUAUUGCAGCCAAAAAUAUAUUGUAUUUGUUCAGAGACAAUCGUAACACUUGGCUUCAGGACAGGGUCAGCGUGUCCAUUGCGCACCAAACCAAUGUCAGCACUUCCGGUGUGGUAGCUGAACAAGGAACACGUGCAAGGUGCGACACCGUCAAUUGAGACCAUGAGGGCCAAUAAGUAACAACAAUCGUAUAAAUAUUGAAUUUAAGUAUAUAUAUAUCUUCUUAACCAGCAAUUACCGAGUUGGGAGGAACAACCUAUUGGACUCUCAGUCAAUGGACUAUGAAUAAUACAUACCGGCAGAUUAAACUGUAGCGUGACCAGUUUUCGUGUGACGGAAUGUGGAAAAUUGCAAUCAGAGAUUCUAAGCAUGCAUAAGUUUUUUUCUUCUUCUCUUUACCAACCGUUUCUUCUUAGGCCUAACGUUCAGGCCUCCCAAAAUACAUGUCGCACAAAUUAUGCUUCAAUAAUAAAGCAUACAGACUGGUCUUACGUUACAUGGCACUAUUGUAAAUCUCAAACUAACAAGUGCUCUUUUCCCGCUAAUUAAAUUAUUAAUGAUUGUCACAAAGCGUUCCUCCUUUUAGUCCCUGCAGCAAUGGGUCAUCGAUGUAACCGUACCACUGCGCGCUAUAUACCUUAUAGCCUUCCUUUUUAACCCGAGUUUUCAGGUCUCUUCAGACGGUUGCAAUGUAGCUAAAUACCGUAAAUCCUUCAAUACGAGAAAGGGGUUAAUCUUAUUUUCAGAUUAUUUCAAAUAACUCUUCUCGGUGUUUAAAAAUAUCGGUUUCAUCUAACGCUGGGCCAUUGUAUUUAUAGCAGGCGUUUUUUUCUUUGUUUCGAUUGACCCGGAGUUAUUUUUAAUGCGGGUAUUUAUUAAAGGAUUUACGGUAUCAUGUUAAACCCAACUCGCUUAUCCCUCCUCUGGACCAGGAGGCGCGGAGGUUUGGUCGUCAUAAGAUUAACAUACAACACAUAUUGUUGAUUUAUUUACACAUGUUAAAGUUAUUAUACAGGGCAGUAUGUUAAGCAACAACUUUUCACUCAUCUAUAUGGCUGUGAUGUAUAUAACGAAGCAAUGUUGUUUUUUUUGUAUUGUAUUGUUAUGAACAAUGUUGACUUUCUCAUAUUAGUAUAUAUUGAUCCCAUAUUUGCACUCCAUAAUCUAUACUCAAAAACCCAAAUAUUUGUCAUAGUAUUGAAAAUUAUAUUGUGAUUCUUUCGCACAUUACUUAAAACUCCUCUAUGAUCCUUAAAGACGUUAAUCUGGAAAUGUAAUGCGAUAAAGUUGAUAACAUGGGUGUUCUUAAUAAAUUUAAAAUUUCCGAUUUAAAAUGGAAUUAUAGUGUUUUUUUAACACAGGUCAUAGUAUCUUUUUAUUUUCAUUUUCCAUUAGAUAUGAACAACGGUCUGAAAAAGACAGGUAUUUUGCGAUUUGACCCGAUUUGAUUGGCAUCCAAAUACCCAGAUCAGUCCUGACAAGUGAUUUGCUGUGUACAUAGAAGACUCAGUUUGUCAGUCACCUUUUACUUUUGUUUAAGAAAAUCCGCGACUGCAUGUCAGGAAGUCAUUAUCAACUUUGCCGAUUAGGCCAGAAAGAGUUAUCGCCCUUAAGCACAACCUGAAAAGCCUCGUAUUUCCGCCGUGUUGUUUGUUGAAUAGUAAUUAUGUCUUCUAUUAGUAACUUUAAAGGCCAUGCGAAUAUCUCGAUUCCUACCGACCCGCCUUCAUGUAACAAAUGAAAGUUAUACGUUGUAUUAAUUUUUAUGAAACCCGCAUGUCAGCUGUUUAUUGUGGUAAUGCAGAAAGUAUAAUAGGCUUACAUGUAGAAUCUGAAAGGAAACAUAAUAAACCAAACUAUCACUUCUUCGUUAACAUAUAGAAAUCUAGAGGAAAAAUAUGGAAAAAUCGUCCUACAUAACCCAGUAUUUUAAAAACGGUGAUGAACAAAUUAAGACUUUGAAAAUGUACUGGACCGUAAGUGAAAAAACAAACUAGAUAGUUGUUGAAACAGUUCAUCUUACAGGAUAUAUAUAACCAGUCACCUUUCGUCAUAGCUUUGGGAGAACAUAUCUGGAACAUUGCCGAAACUUCAUGUUAUUUAUCUGUGAUAAUGUUAGUUUGUAUAGUGUUGUCUGUGGUGAUUAUGUCAACACUAACAUAACAACAAUAUGUGUAUGUGUACAUUUAUGUCAGACAAUAAAUGCUUUUACACUUAA
Haliotis rufescens (red abalone) is the source of this 5202-nucleotide messenger RNA. RefSeq names its product pollen-specific leucine-rich repeat extensin-like protein 1. The coding region runs from base 1 to 1197 and encodes 398 amino acids. The record is from RefSeq and is a predicted model, not a curated record. Lineage: Eukaryota; Metazoa; Mollusca; Gastropoda; Lepetellida; Haliotidae. The transcript is spliced from 5 exons.